Messenger RNA from Chara braunii, 1704 nucleotides. Lineage: Eukaryota; Viridiplantae; Streptophyta; Charophyceae; Charales; Characeae. The record is from the annotation of a GenBank genome assembly.
GAUUCAAACAAAUGGGUGUACACUCCUGGGCAGAUGGUCACCUCACCUAGUGGCAGAAGGACAUGGCGAAGGGAGAAGUUCGAGUGUGACGAUUUUCUACACUUAAAGUACACUAGCCGCGUCAUGGAGCCGCUUUCCGUCAGAAGACUGGUGAACGAGGUCCUCAGCAGGGUAAUAGGGGACGACACUGCGAGCUGGCUGCAACGUACUAGAAUCGGAUGGACCUACAACGCCAACAUCUCCUCCAAGCUGUGUAGACCAGCUGAGGUCUUUUGUGAGUUCGAUCUAUCGCAAUGGAUGGACAGCGAUGACCCCGAGCAAUGCCCAUGCAGAACUCGCACGUACUCGGACAUGCGAAGCAACUGGUCAAUCGAGCUGCUCCGCUAUGAGGGGUGCACGCAUGUCAUCACCCUGGACUCUUCGAUCACAGAUAAACCCCUGCUACAAGGCAUUAUCAAUGCAGGUCUCAACCAUAUCCCGCUGAUGGCUCUGGAUGUAGAGGAGGCUAUCGUGGAGCUGGACCGUUUUUUGGACAACCUCUUCGCAAGCGUGAUGGAACUGCGGGAGCUCACGGAGUCCUCUAAAUCAUUUUUACGGAGGAUUAUUGUAAAGAAAGGGAGGGCGAGGAUGGGUAAGUUCAAAGCAGCGCACAAGCACGCGGUAGCUGAACCAUUCGAGCAUCCUACUUUCAAGAGGGAGCUGGACUUUAUCACGGGCAGAUUCCUCAUCUGUCUGACGGAUAAAGCGCCCAACACUCCGACAUUCGUAUGCAAAAACUUCAUCCGGAAGCUUGCCUUCCAGAGACUAUCGGGCCCUGAAUUCGCCUGCAUCGGCAUGCCUCCAUCGGCGGUCAUCUCGUGGAUAACUCUCUGCUCUGUCGGCGCUUCCAGUCGCACCUGCUGCGCUCCCAUAUCUCAUGACAGUGCUGAAGGCGCAAAAGGGCACCUUCAGGUGAAAGGUAUCCCCAUGGGACUCGCGUGUUCCCCAAUUUGGUGUGGCAUAUACUUCUUUAAGUAUGAGUUUCAUGCCAUGAUGAGGCUGGUGGACACGGGGAAUGCCCAUCUGAUCCCGUACUUCGAGAGUACCUUCAGAUACAUCGACGAUUUAGGAGCCAUCAACAACGCAGUCAUCAGUAGCUUCCUGCGCCAGUCCGGGGACAGGGAUCCGAAUGAUCCCUGCUGGGUUUAUCCGGACCAGUUUAUUGAGAUAAAGGAGAACACCGAGGUGCACGAGGAUGGAAUCGGCUACGUGGCCAACUUCCUCAGCAUGACCAUCACAGUCACAUCGCCGAUCGAAGGCACCUACAUCACCUCCCAGUUUGACAAGCGCACUGACCUAGGCUUCUCUCCGUGCAGAUUCAUGAAGUUUAAGUCUAACAGGAGCAUCAAGCAAUCGCUGCAGAUUAUCACGACACAAGUCGCGCAGAUCCUCAUGAUCUGCUCAGAUCCGGAGAGCGCUGCGAAUGAAAUCGCAAAGAUUGUACCAGCAAUGAUGGAGAAUGGCUUUGCUGCAGGAGCAUGCUGGAGAGUGGGCAAGAAGACCCUACGCAAUGCGCACCUCUACCAGCCUAGUAGUUUAUCCGUGCAUGUAAUCAGGGAAGCUCUGACCAAUAUCUAUGGGAUUGUGGACUAACUGCUGUGUUGAUGUCUGUGUAGGUGCGUUUGUGUGUGUGAUUGGUAUCCAGGGGACAAUUGGGCCAAGAGG